AAUAAAGACGUCUUGAUAGAGUCCUACGAUUGUCAAAAAAUGGUGACAUUCCAGUAUAAUCCUGAAAAGCCAGUGGGAGUAAAAGAUCCUAUGUAUUUUGGAAACUAUUAUACGAUUCCGAACCCUACCGCAGUAUAUGGGUACAUUUACGUAAGAACCAAUAUGGGUAUAUGUCCGCCUCACUACACAGUAUACAAAAGAUGGUCCCCUGUCUUUUACUAUGUAAAACCCUACAAGCCGCAUGCUGAUACAUAUUUGCCAAACUGAACAGGGCAUCAGGCACUUUAGGCAACGCAUUUUGAGCCAAAUCCACAUCUGCCAAAUUAGUCAAGUUAUCUAGGUUACCAGGGAAGUUACUCAAGUUCCUUUGUGUGUUCCUGCAUUAUUUUGGAAUAAAACAUGAAUCAAAAACGAAUAUUUCACAACUUUCAUAGCACUAUCUUAGAAUAUUAAAUGGCAUUAUUUGGACCAAAAUAAAUGUUCAAAUAAUCUUGAUAUUAAUAAAGAGUCAAAGUAUA
This is a messenger RNA of Acanthoscelides obtectus, 518 nucleotides long. NCBI's taxonomy places the organism in Eukaryota, Metazoa, Arthropoda, Insecta, Coleoptera, Chrysomelidae. The record is from the annotation of a GenBank genome assembly.